Messenger RNA from Diachasma alloeum, 1336 nucleotides. RefSeq names its product clavesin-1. Gene Ontology annotation, cellular component: membrane. Gene Ontology annotation, molecular function: phosphatidylinositol bisphosphate binding. The record is from RefSeq and is a predicted model, not a curated record. The transcript has 5 exons. The coding region runs from base 204 to 1064 and encodes 286 amino acids. NCBI's taxonomy places the organism in Eukaryota, Metazoa, Arthropoda, Insecta, Hymenoptera, Braconidae.
UGAGUCCAAGAGCCCCAAUCCAUGAAAUCCGAUUGGACUUUGUAAUGGUCAAAGAUUGGAGACACUGAUGAUGAUGUAGAGCCUCCCCCGAGUAUCAAAUCAGAGCACAUUCGUCGUGGACGUCCUGCUGGGAGGAGCUCCACACGAUUCUAACUGGGUUUUUUUAUUUUAAUUAUUUUUCCUGAGUGAAUCCAAGUUCGGAGAUGGCCUUUCAACUCGAAUCUGGACCUCUUAAUGAGGAGACCAACGCUUUGGCUGUGAAGGAACUCAGGGAGACUGAGGAGAACGUGAAAAAAGGAAUUGAAGCUCUGCGAAAACUUCUUGAAGAGGACAAAACCAUGUACUUCAGAACAGACGAUGAGUUCCUAACAAUAUUUCUCCGUCCGUGCAAAUACUAUCCAGAGAGUGCUUUUGCUCUUAUGCAGCGUACAUCUGACUUCAAGGUCAAGAAUGCCGCACUAUUGGACAACCUGUUACCGAUGGACGAGAAGAGUGCGAUAUUUGAUAAUAAUGUCGUAAAUGUGCUGAAGGGCAGAGAUCACAAAGGUCGACGUGUGCUCAUAGUGAAUGCUGGAAAGACAUGGGAUCCGUCCAAGGUCAAUGCCGACUCCAUGUUCCGAAUUUUUUAUCUCAUUCAUGAGGCGGCUAUUCUGGAGCCCGAGACACAGGUGAGAGGUGUAGUAGUCAUCAUGGACUUUGAUGGACUUUCCAUGAAACAGGUGAUGGGUCUUACGCCAUCAUUUAGCAUGAGGCUAUUAUCAUUUAUUCAGGAUGCUAUGCCACUUAGAUUGAAAGAGGUCCACAUAGUGAAGCAGCCGCUCCUCUUCGACCUCGUCUGGAGAAUAUUCAAGCCCUUCGUAAGAGAAAAGUUGCGAAAAAGAAUGUACUUCCACGGUACAAAAAUGAAGUCCCUGCACACCCACAUGGCCCCAAGCCAUCUCCCCAAGAACUACGGUGGCGAGCUUGCCGAGAUCGAUUACACCGCCGCCGAUUGGUUCCCAGCCUUCCAAGGCUGUGAGGACAGUAUCAAAGCCUGGAAUACUUACGGCUACCGCAAGGACUAAGACCACCUCUCAAGCCAUGAAAAAACAUCCUCGUCACUGGAACAGAACUAGAGUAACGCGGUGACAGUGAAAAUCUCGAAGAACAUGAGACCAAAGUUCACACCUGCAGGACACAAAAACUCACGAGAAGCCGUAAAAACGACUAGAAAGAAUUAUUAGUUAAUAAGUAUGCGAAAUUUUUAUUGAAUCCUCUAUUUCUUGUUGAAUUAUCGUUGUUGCAUUAAACAUAUGAGAAGAGGCGAAGGAAAUAAAGUAAAAGAGCAAAAAUGGAA